UACCAGGGUGAAGCAUUCCUUUCCGCUCAUCUAGACUGUCCAAUGAGAUACCGCUUUCGUCUGUGAUGCGACUAUCCGCAUCGUAAUAAUACUGGUAUUCAUUGAUUGUGUUUGUGUGUUCACGGUAGUUACGGCUUUCAAGUCCACGCGCUGAAGCAGCCAUUUUGGACGAUUGUUUAUUAUGGCGAGCUCUCAGAAAGAAGUGGAUAGUGAUGCAUGGGCUCUUUUAGCUUUAAAAUCAGCUCCUGCUAGUCCAUCUAAAGUUCAAUGGAGUCCAGAACCAAAAGCGGCAGCUAUAGCAAGAUUAGAAGGACGAGAAUUCGAAUAUAUGAUCCGGCAGAAUCGUAUUACUAUUGGACGUAAUAGCAGAGUCGGAGAUGUAGAUGUAAACAUGGGUCAUUCGAGUUUCAUAUCAAGAAAACAUUUGGAAGUAACUUUCGAAAGUCCGCAUUUCUACAUGUCAUGCAAUGGAAAAAAUGGUGUAUUUGUUGAUGGCGUAUUUCAAAGGAAAGGUGCUCCCCCUCUCCAGCUUCCAAAACAGUGUGUUUUCCGAUUUCCUAGCACAAGUAUCAAAAUAAUGUUUCAGUCAUUAAUUGAUGAAAAUAAUCCUCCAGUUCAUGGAACAGAUUCUCCAUGCAAAUCAAUGGCUCCUCUUCGCAUAAGUAUUCCAGAACAUGAAGGGAAUAGUUCGAGUCCACCAUCUCCCACUGGCACAAUUAGUGCUGCCAAUUCUUGUCCUACAAGUCCACGGGGUGGAUCUCGUCGCACCUUCGGCAAUGAUUUGCAGAUUGCUGCUGUCUAUGCUGUUGCUGCUUCCUCUUCAGAAGAAAAGAAAGUGAAAGUAGAGUCUGUGCCUCCCUCGAACAUUGUUGCGCAUAUUCCCAACCCACAAGUGUCUUUAGUUACAGAAACUGUUGUGACUUCAGAACCUGUUGGAGCCAGAGAUGAUCAGAAACCCCCAUUUUCCUAUGCCCAGUUGAUUGUGCAAGCUAUAUCUUCUGCCCAAGACCGACAAUUGACUCUAAAUGAAAUAUAUUCUUACAUAACGAAAAAUUACCCUUUCUACAGAACUGCUGAUCGUGGAUGGCAGAACUCUAUUCGUCAUAAUUUGUCACUUAAUCGACAUUUUGUGAAAGUUCCAAGACCUCAAGAAGAACCCGGUAAAGGAAGUUUUUGGAAGAUUGACUCUCAGUCAGAAUCAAAACUGAUCGAACAGGCAUUUAGGCGAAGGCGGCAAAGAGGUGUGCCUUGUUUUAGGGCACCUUAUGGAGGCCUGUCUUCUAGAUCUGCACCAGCAUCACCAAGUCAUAGCGGCAUAAGUGGUUUAGUCACACCUGAUUCAUUAUCAAGAGAACCCAGUCCCACACCUGAAAGUAUGGUCGUUGACCCUUCAUCUGAUAUUAUUGCCCAGCCUACACCUGCCGUAAUCACUCAACCUGCUUAUGUAGCUUUAUCUCACGACAUUCAAAUUGCUCACACAACUCCUGGUUCUCCUUCUGGAGGCAUUCAUACUGUUGAAGUUGUAAGUACUACUCCAGGAUCAGUUUCUGCAAAUCAAGCUGCUUCAGAGCAAACUAUCAUUACUAAUGGGAUUCUGAUCAAUGGUUCACAUACAAAUGGCAUAAAAAUUGAAAACUCUGAUAAAGUAAGCAGUCAGAAUUUACUUCCUGCAGUUAAACCAAGGAUCUUGGUUUGUGGGCCAAAAGUUCAAAACUCCGAUUCUCAACCUGUUUCUCAAGCUACCGUAAUUGUACAAGCAUCUUCAUCUGGUGUGGCUGGAUUUCCCUCGAAUGUGCUGACAGUGGUGACUCAGCCUUUGGCUGGAAACUCAGAUGAGGCAUCAAAUAUCUAUAGUACCGCAUCAUUUAUAGCACCUCAACCCCUAAGUAAAGACUCAUCUCAAAAUGUAGCAAAAACAUUUAAACGAGUGUUUACCACUGCAAAUGAGCUUGAGGAUGCAUCUGUUUCCGAAAGUAGCACUGAAAACAAUGUCGAAAUUAAAAGGCCAAAGAGCGAACCGACUUCAUAAAAACCGUCUCCGUUUUGAGUGUUGUAAGCCUCCUUUUGCAUUGCAAUAUUACAAAUUGAUUUAGUUCCAUAAAAACUCUUUAUUGUGGCUUCAGGAGUGACUUUAUUUCUCUUAAAUAUGUGACUCUUCAGUUUCUAAAUUGAGAGAGAGAUAUGGGAAUGUGUACAUAAGAGGACAAUAAAGAUGUUAUAAACUGAGCUUACACGUUGAGCCAGAGCAGCGGGAAAUUUGUUUGAAAGCAAGCUGAAUUCUAUCAAUCACAUUCAUGAUUCUGAUGCACACCAAUGAAAAUAAAUUAGUCAACAAGUUCUCUCUGUUGUAUAGGUAAUGUGUGUAUAAAGUAUUGUAGCUUGCAAUCCUACCUUUCCACAUUUGAUUCUAAUGCAUUUAAAAAUGUGUACUAUAGCUUUUCAUUGCUAGGCAUUAUGCAAUUUGUGGAUUUUUUAUGUGAUAUUUUUCAUUUCAUUGCUCUCAUCAGAAAAAAUUUAAGUCAUCUGGAUAAAAAGGGAAAAAAAGAAAUAUGAACUUUUUUUUAUGAACAUGUCUUUAAUACUCCUAUAGUAUUAGUGUCAUACGCAUAUGAGAUUUCUUCUUUAAAUUUUGAGAUUUGUCAGGUAAAAUUCCUAUUUUGUGCUAAAUCAUGUCUAAUCUAACACAGGGAUGCUAACUAUAUUCAAUAACAUCUGUCAAACGUGUGCAAAACUGCUUGAAUUUCUUAUUUUUGGUUGCUUUUCAAUUUGUAAAUGCAUUAUCUUAUUUGCAGACUAACUCUCGAAAUUAAUCUGCAAACAAAUAUGUAUGCUUAUUUAGUACAAAAAAUUACAGGGUGGAAUUAAGCUAGUACACAGGUACUCUAAAAUUUAUUUGCAACGUGUGUUGUAAAAUAUUUGUAUUCAAAUGUUGUACUUGGUAGGUUCGCAAGUUUUAAAAGACAAAUUCAAUGCGUAAUUUAAUAACUGUGGACAACUAAAAGAAAUUACUGAAUAUUUAUUUGCUUGAAAUUUCUUGAUUGGGAAAAAAAAAAUUCAUCUGAAACAAAAACAUAAAUAAAAUGAUAAAUAUUUUUAAUUUAAAUUAUUUUCAGGUGACUAAAAUGUAUUAAAAAUAAGUUAAAUAAACUAAAUUUGUAAGAAAUUAUAAAAUUCUCUAUAAACUUAACUAAAUUAAAACAAUGCUUUUAAAAAUAAAAUAUAUAAGGCAAUAAAGAAUAGGAAGUCUAAAAGAUGAAGAUGAAAAAGAAAGAUUGUAUUACUAGCUAUUUCUUUUAAUUUAUGGAAUUUAAAACCAAGAUUGAAAAACUUGCACAUUCUUGAAAAAUUAAAAUUCGAUAAAUUAAAAUUCGAUAAAUGUCAAAAUCGAUUGUUGCUUUUUGCGAUAAGAAAUGUGUAAUCAAUGAUUCGUUAAUCCUUCCCUCAUAUUUAUUUCCACAUGUUUUGGAUAGGGUAACAGAAAAGCAUUGCUUCAAGUUUGCAUCCCUGCUUAUAUUUCAUGUACUCAAAAUGUUAUUGACAUGGGUAUAUACCAGUGUUUUCUUGACGGAGGUUCUUUUCACAUUCCUCUGUUUUGUACAUUAUUUUAUUUGACAAAGAAUUUCCCAGUAUAUGGGUCCAAACUGACAUUGAAAUUUUAAAAGCAUAUCUGAAUUAUGUUCAGUUACUUGGAUUUGUUGAAUGUAUAAGGUGACCAAAUACAUUCAUUAUGGUUAUAACUUUUUGGGUGGUUGACCAUAACAUUAUUUGUGGAUUUUUAUGAUCUAAAUAUCAAAACAUAAAUAGUCUAUAUACGUCAGUAUUAAUUUUUUAAAUUACUGUAAUUUCAGCACUCAUUUCUAAUUUUUUUACUGUGUCCUAUCUUGAUGUCAAAGGACAUAAAAAUAUUACUUGUUUAAAAUUCCCCCCCCCCCAAUGAUAUUAAUUCACCAUCAUGAUCAGUAAACUAAAUGUUAAGUAUUUCAAAAACUGCAUUUUAUUUCAAGCAGAUACUUUAGUAGCAUUUUUAUUUGGGGGAAAAAAAAAAACAUACUGACUCAAAAUUUUUGUUCUAAAUUUUUAAAUAUGUAGUCAAAUUCUCUCUUUAGGCAACUUUUGUGAAGUUACUUUUUGAGAACAAAAUUUUCUUUUAAAUUUCUUACGCUGUUGAAAAACAUUAGCUGUAACAAAAAGUAAAAUUAUUUUUGAGUCCAAUUAAAUCGAGCGAUUUUCGAAACUAUAAUUUUAAUUUUUUUCGUCAAGCUGUUUUUGAUUAAUUUAGAUUUUAACUUUUGUGUAAAAUUUGUAUUUGUUAUUUAUUGAGCAUAAAUACAUUUCACUAUUUCCAUUUUCUAUGUAAAAUUUACUAUGCAAUUUUUUGGAUAAAACCUGCAUAUUUUUUUAGAUAUUUUUGCACUAAUUAAUAAAUGUUGUCAUCCAUUUAAAGCUGGGCUUCAGUUACGGAUCAGUUCAAAAUGGUAUAAAAUAUCAAACCCUCUUCCUUGUCAAAGUAAUAAUGAUAUCUAUGGACUGCUUAUAAUGUUUUAAUACAAUUUUUUAUUGUUAUUUGCUAAGCGACCAUGUUACCAAAUAUGUUACAGGAUUACAGAUAUUUUAAAAACCUUAUAGUUUUUCACAAAAAUUGUAACAAUUUGCUGAAUGUUAUAAAUGAAUGCAUGCUCUUUUUGUAGGCAUAAAAGGUAAUAUUUAAUACUGUAAAAAUAAUUUUUACAGUAUUAAUAUUUUUUGUACCUAAAAAAUAUGUUAAAUUCAAGAACUGCUAUGCAACUAACUAAAAACAAUGAAUGGGUAUGUGUAACUAACUAGAAAUUGCAAGUAGAUACUUUAAUGAUUACCUAAUAUUUCUUUUGUGAAUAUUUUAUAAUUAAUCUUCAUUGGUAUUAAAUUAGAAAAAGGAAACUUAGAGCUGAGAAAUUAAGUUUGUUGAAUAUUAUUUUACAGGAUUACUUCAUCAGCUUUUAAAGAGUUAAAAAAAACUUUUUUUUGUUAUUUUAAUGAAAUAUCUUCUGCUAGUUCUAAGCUGUGCUAAGUUUUUCAAAAAAUAUUUACGAAAUCUUAAUUUUGUAAAAUUCUGUUAUUUGCACUUAAUAGUUUUUUUUUUUCAAAAAAUUUCUUACAAAAUUUUUUUCUUUUAUUUCAUUUCUGAAAUUUCACUUUUAAAUUUAACCCCAAUUUAAUGAUAACUUUCCCUUAUUGUGUUAUUGUUUCCUAUUUUAUGUGCCAUUCUCUGACAUGUUUCCGAGUUUCAUGUAUGAAACUAAUAAAAGUUCUUAAAAUAAUUAAGUCAUAAUAGCUUUGUAAUAUUACAAAGCAUUCAUAAGAUCAGGGUAAUGCAUGAUGAUUUCUGAUAAAUAUUAGUGUCAAAUUGUACUAAGUAUACGAUGUUUUGUUAUUAGUUGUAUAGCCUUGUAAUUUUGAUGUUGCAUAACAUCAUCUCUGAUUUAUUGUAUAAAGAUUUUCCUUGUAUAUUAAUAGUGUAUGACAUGUUCAUAUAAAAUAUACUGGAAUUAUAAGAUUUGAGAAAGCAAAUACCAAUUUCAAAAAUACUUUUCUGCAUGAGGGGCAGUGUUAAUUUUAAAAAAAAAAAUCUUUCUACUUUUAGAUCAGUGUAAUUUUAUUCUAUGAAACCAUCUUUAGUUCUCUGAGUUCAUUGUUUCAAUAAGAGGGUCAGCAGAAAAUGGGUUUUUAUUUUUGUUAGUAUAUGUCUCUCCAUCUGUAUAAGUAUAGUUAAAUGUUAUAAAAUUUGACUGAAUUCUUAAAAUAUCUGUUUUGCUUUCUAAAGAUCCAGUAAAAUAAAGUAUAUAUAACUGUA
Messenger RNA from Parasteatoda tepidariorum (common house spider), 5830 nucleotides. RefSeq names its product forkhead box protein K2. The record is from RefSeq and is a predicted model, not a curated record. Gene Ontology annotation, biological process: regulation of transcription by RNA polymerase II. Gene Ontology annotation, molecular function: DNA-binding transcription factor activity, RNA polymerase II-specific; protein binding; RNA polymerase II cis-regulatory region sequence-specific DNA binding. NCBI's taxonomy places the organism in Eukaryota, Metazoa, Arthropoda, Arachnida, Araneae, Theridiidae.